This is a messenger RNA of Carassius carassius (crucian carp), 1832 nucleotides long. RefSeq names its product calcium-binding protein 8-like. The record is from RefSeq and is a predicted model, not a curated record. Gene Ontology annotation, molecular function: calcium ion binding. The coding region runs from base 608 to 1264 and encodes 218 amino acids. The transcript has 6 exons. NCBI's taxonomy places the organism in Eukaryota, Metazoa, Chordata, Actinopteri, Cypriniformes, Cyprinidae.
CCUGCUAGAUCUCUGAAGGAGGGAAACGUUCAGGAGCUGAUCGGCUGUACCACUCCAGCCGUUCAGCGCGCCCAUCUCAGACGUUAUCAACACAACAGAUUUAUUGCGACAGAAAAGAUAUAUGUUUUCCCCCCCCCCCCCGUUUGUUUCGGCAAGAGACACAGUUGAAGGGGGACUCCUUUUUUAAGACGCUAUGAAUCUGUCCGGGUGCGUUCGGCAAGGACUUUAAAUGCAACACACCCUUGGGCGCCCGGCGGAGAACCCCUGUUACGCACGAGGCGAGCGAGAGACGGGGGCAUUUCCGAACAAAUCUGUUAAAUGGUUGAACUUUGAAAAAUACGACAGUGGCUUUUGGAACGAGCAUUUCACCUGAUGGAUCUUCAGAAACUCUGCUGCGGUGGGAAUGGGGCUGUCACAUGCCAACGGGACCGAGAGGAGAAAACUGGGGCAACUGAAAAUGUCGUUGUUUUUCUUCUGAAUUAGUCUGUUCAGCAUACUACAUAUGAGACCAACGACAACUUCAAAAGAGAAGAUUCCACAACAUUGGCAUUAUAAACGCCCUGAGACUUUGCGAAAUUAAGAAACAGUGUAUUUGAGGAGGGUGAAGAUGCCUUUUCACCAUGUGAGAGCAGGGCUGGUCUACACAGACAACUACCUGAGCACCUCUCUGUCUGAAACCAGUGAAGAACAGCUCGCCAACAUCUCCACAGAAGAGCUUGGCGAGAUCCGCGAGGCAUUCCGAGUCCUAGAUAGGGAUGGGAACGGAUUCAUCUCGAAGCUGGAGCUGGGUAUGGCCAUGCGCUCUCUGGGGUACAUGCCCAGUGAGGUGGAGCUGGCUAUUAUCAUGCAAAGAUUGGACAUGGACGGUGAUGGACAGGUGGACUUUGAUGAAUUUAUGACAAUAUUGGGGCCUAAACUUGUUUCUUCUGAAACCAGAGAGGGCUUUCUAGGAAGUACUAUAGACAGCAUAUUCUGGCAGUUUGACAUGCAACAGAUGUCCCUGGAGGAGCUCAAACACGUCCUGUUCCACGCCUUCAGAGACCAUCUCACCAUGAAGGACAUCGAGAAUAUUAUCGUCACGGAGGAAGAGAGCUUGAAGGAGAACUCAGGAAACUGCCAGACCGAAUUUCAGGGAGUGCAUUCGAAAAAGAAGAAUCGUCAGACGUGUGUCCGCAAGAGCCUCAUCUGUGCUUUUGCAAUGGCCUUCAUCAUCAGCGUCAUGCUUAUCGCAGCCAAUCAGAUGUUACGGAAUGGCAUGGAGUAGCCCCGCCCACUGUGAACCCUGCUUGAUCUGACCUCUCUUAAGAAAAAUGCAUCAAAAACUCCACUUUCUUGUAGUUUGAAGAGCGUGGGGAGCCCACCGAGCCGAGGAUGUGAAGCGAGUUUUGUUUUUUAUAUUUAUUAUAGCGAUUGUAAUUGUGACAGACUCUGAAACGGCAGUGAGAGAUGUCCUUCAUCAUCAGCUUGACAGGGACAUGCAAGGGCUCCGCACUUGAUACCAUUUAAUGCAAUAACAUCUUGUGUCCCUCUGCACUGUGUGUUUUACUCAUUCCCUGUCUUUGAAAUGCGACGACUUUGUACUUUAUCUCACACCAAGUCAUGUCAGAUGGGAACAAUGAGGCGUGAUUGGCAGCCUGUCCAAUGGAGCCGCUGCAGGAUGUCUGGUAUCAAGAGCGUGUGCACGCUCAUCUCAAAUACACUGUAUGUUUUGUUCACAGCAUUGCAUUGUUGAAGCUUAUUUAUGGAAUUUAUUGAAGAUAUUGUUUAAUGGGACUGGGUAUUUUUGGAAUAGAUAGGAAAAUCUCAAAUUAACCAAAUACACAGGCUACAUC